CGUCAGUACAAGGUACCACCGACCGUAGAUUGCUAACGAAACGCGGUUUUAUAACGAACGAAGGCAUUCGAUUUUUGAAUGUUACUUUUUUAAAUAUAAUAAGGUGUUUUAAGUGUCGUCGGAUUGAUGUACUUUUUUAUGUGAUCGAGUGUUUUAUGGUGUGCAGUGUUGUGCGCUUUGAACGUACCUAGAGGUAGAGGAGUCCCGUUGUCCGGCGCGAGUAGUUUACCAAAUGGCACGUGAAUAGCAUGUUCGCCACGGGGCGACCGGCGGCUGGCGGCGCUAACUCUCUCCACGCACUCAUGGGAUGACACAGUGAGCAGCAUGUCAGCGCUGGGCUUGGGCGGCGAGCGGCGCUACUCCGUGCCGGCGCACCCCAUGCUGCACGACCCGCGCGGGAUGCACUCGGAGGACCUGCACGCCUGGUCCAUAUACAGGCAAAACCUGAACUCUGACUUCACUGACAGCGCCCUGGGCAGCACCGACAAGAGCCCGCUGCCGUACGGAAACUUCCAGCUGCGCGACACCACCGUGCAGUCUAUCCUCUCUCACCCCCGAUACGGACCCAAGUCAGCGCUGGGCUCCAACAUGUACACGUACCUCAAGUUCGGACUGCCGCGCGUGUUCCCGCCCAACCACAACGGCUCGCAGCGCUCAGGAACGCCCAAGCCGAAGACGUCCAUCGGGAGCGGCAUGAAACCUGUGCCGAGGAUACAGCGACAAAGCCGCGGGGUGCGCGAGACGUCGUCGGGCUACGACAGCUCCGACAACGAGACGUCCACCAACUACAAGCACAGCCGCAAGUACCGCUCCGACCCCGACUUCAGGAUGCAGAACCUGCAUCCUUCCUAUCAGCACGCCACCGGAGUGCCUCUCGUGGCGAUGCAGCAAGCCGGCAUACAGGGCAGAGAGCCGCACUCGCACUGGACCAACUCGCGGCACAAGUCGCACAGCGAGGCCAACCUGCUGGGAGUGGUGGGCGGCGACUCCAGACCCAGCCGCUCGUACAACAGAAGGAACAGUGUCGCCGAUUACGUUCCCGACAAUGACCAUCAAAGCUACCUGCCGGCGUCGCUCGCGGGCGGGCGCGCGUCCAAGGCCGGCAGUCAACUGUCGCUGGCGCACUCGCGCAAGCUGUCCACGCUGCGGCCGGCCGACCAGCUCGACGGGUACACGCACUCCGCCUACAUCUAUCCUAACUAUUAUGUCAAUAGUUUAGAAAUAACAUCCCCCGAGAACAGGUCGACGCUGCUGGUGUCGGGGCUGAGCUUCGAAGUGAAGUCCGGCGAGAUCCUGGCCGUGCUGGCCACGGCGCAGGCGGAGGCCAGCGGCCUGCUGGACGUGCUGGCCGGGGCUAGAAAGAAGCUGUCGGGAGCCAUCGUGCUGAACGGGCAGGCGGUGGCGGCGCGCACGCUGCGGCGCGUGGCGGCCUACGUGCGGCGCGACGCCGCGCUGUGCGCCGCCAUGUCGGUGGAGCACACGCUGCGCUUCCACGCCGCGCUGCGCACGCCGCGCCGCCACCGCGCACACGACAAGAUGGACGACAGAGAUCGGAUAAACAUAUUAAUAGAAGAAUUAGGAUUAGAACAAGUCCGAGACACCAACGUAGGCAGACUGACUCGAUCAGAAAUCAGACGGUUGAACGUGGCGUGCCAGCUGCUGCUGGACAUGGCCGUGCUCAUCCUGGACCAGCCCACCAAGGAGAUGGACAUAUUCGACACCUUCUUCUUGGUGGAGUAUCUCAGGAACUGGGCCAGCACGGGUCGUGUGGUCAUUAUGUCGCUGCAUCCGCCUACUUAUGAAAUUUUUGCGAUGUUAACCAAGGUUGUUCUGAUAUCGGCUGGCCGAACAAUGUUCAGCGGAUACAGAAGAGACAUGUUGCCAUAUUUUGCCUCAAUAGAUUACCCGUGUCCUGCUUUUAAGAAUCCUUCUGAUUAUUACUUGGACCUGGUGACGCUGGACGACCUGUCGGCGGCCGCCAUGCUGGAGUCGUCGGGCCGCAUCGAGGCGCUGGCCGGCGUGUUCGCGGGCGCGCAGUCGGCGCCCGAGCCGCCGCCGCCGGUGCCGCUGCCGGCGCCCGUCGGCCGCCCCAACGUGUGUCUGCAGGCCUUCGCGCUCAUCGAAAAAAGUUUGCUGUAUACCCAGAUGACCACGCUAUCGAACGUGAUCACCAGAGUGAUCAUCGCAGCGGUGAUGUCGCUGGUCACGGGGACUAUAUUUUGGGAUCUGCCCUCGACAGACCCUAAGCUAACUCAAAACGACCGCAUCGGCUUCCACUACGCAGUGAUGUGCCUGUGCGCGUGGCCCGUGCUGCUGUGGCUGAGUGCGCGCGAGGCGAGCUCGAUGCGGCGCCACGUGGAGCGGGACAUCGCUGUCGGCCUGUACUCGAGGACCAUGUUCAUAUUGUUUGAUCAAUUCCUAGAAGUAUGGUCGGCGAUACUGACGUGGCUGGCGUACCUCGUGCCGGCCUACGCCAUGAGCGGCCUGUACGCGCAGGCGCCGGCCUCCUUCGACGGCAUCUACGUCUACUUGGGCUACAUGCUGUUAUAUCUGAUAAGCAUACAAAUGCUGUGUCGAGCGUCGAUAUUCCUGGUGCCCAUGGAGAAGACUGCGUCGGUGCUCGCCGGCUUCUGCCUGCUGCUGGCGACGCUGGUGAACGGCGUGAUGCUGCACCAGCGGGACUUGCCGCCCUACGUGCGCUGGCUGGAGCUCGUGUCGCCGUCGCGAUGGGCGCUGCCGGAGAUCCUGCGGAGAGAGCUGACCGAGAUCGCUCUCAAGAGCAGUAUAAGCAAGGACCUCAUGUGUACCAACAAGCAGAGACAGCACCCCGACAUCAUAGUGCAGUGUCCGCCGCCCAACGGCACCCAGGUGCUGGCCGACUUCGGCUACGUGCGCGCCGGCCGCCCGUGGGAGGUGUCGGACGACGCGGUCCUCGUGGCGCUGGCCGUAUUCUACGCUGUCUUCGCCUUGUUGGCGAUGUUCGCAUUCGUGUUUGACUGUACUAAAUACGUUAGGAGUAAAGAGAAAUCCUCGAAGAAAGGAUACAAGGUCACUGUCAAUACUCCUUAGAAACCAAAGGUACGGCAUACCUAUCUGAUACAUGAGCAAAAAAAGAGACAAAUAUAUGUAAGGUGCGUUACUUUUCGCUCAAUUUUGAUGUGCCAGUUUUUAACCUUAGAUAUAACUCAGGUAGAACAUUUUUUUAAUACACAUCGUGGUGUGUAAGGUGCUGUCUUUUUACAUAAACACCGAUACUGGUGCUCAUAUUGAAGACUCGUAAUAUUUACAUUUAUAUAAAAAGAGAGAAGAGUAUCUAUAUGUAUGUGCCUUGACAUGGGUUGUGAACUUCUUUGGGCUAGUUAUCAUCAAGGUUCGAUGUGCAUGGCUCGGAGCACUUUAACGCUAACAUUUUGUAAAGGCUUCGGCGCGGUCCGUUCGAUGUCUCGUAGGUAGCGAUAGGGUUUGUACUAAACAAACUGUAGCCUGACAUUAUAGCGCGUUACAACAGCUCGCCAUCGCUUCAUUCGAAAUUUGUUUCUGAGUCGAUCGUGUGCCGUGUCCACGACUCGGUUACGAUUUCCUCUUUAAAGAAGUUAAUAUUUUCUUUAAAAAAAAUGAAAGUCUUAGUUACACAACAGUUGCUCGACUUAGGGCACUUUACAAGUCACCGCGACACCUGAUGCCUUUAGUUUACAAAUACUGCUAACGAUUGUCAACUAUUUCUCUUUUAUGUAAAAUGCUACGAUCAAUGGAGUUUUGCGUUUUUAUUGUUGAGUUGCGAUUUUACUAUUCUAUCAAUUUACAUAUCCCGUAUAAUGAGAUAGGAACAGUGUCACAGUUUAACUGCAUUUCUUAUACAUUAGAAACUAAGGAAUUUUUUUUAAAAUAUGUUUUAGUCUUCUAUUGAUUGUUUGUAAGUAAACAUAAAUGCAUGUAUUAAACGGGAAUUCACGAUUUCAGUUGUUAUAUAUUUAAAGUUAGUACGUUUGAGUUUAAUAGUUAUGUCGAAUAUCUACGAAUUGCUGAAAUAUUUUAACAAUUGAUAAUUACGUACCUUUCUAUAUUUAAGUAGGACAAACUUUUUAAAAAGUAAAUAUGCCUAUAUACAGACAAAUUUAAAACCUUUUCUUUGUUGAACUUGGUUAAAAAGGUCAAAUUUUCUUUAAGAUGACUAACAAAUUGUAUAUAAAUCGAAAUAAAUCGUUUACUUAAAAAUUUGGAAAACUUAAAAAAAUCGAUAAUUUAGCAAACUAAACUUAGAUAUAGGUAUUCAUAAUUUUAGUUAACUAAUAAAGAAAUAACUAUAAAAGUAAUUAGUUUGAUUCAAACGGACCAUUAUAAUCAAUGUACAAACUGAUUUAUAUAUAAUGAGUUAUUAUUGUACUGGACACUUCAAUACAUUCACGUAAUGCAUUUGUAUACCGCGGCGACAACAACUGUAGCACCAGUCGCUGGUGCUCAUGUGGGAGAGGAGACACCGCGAGCACGUCCGGAACUUGCGGCCUCAGGUGUGGGACAAGCAGCAGGACGCUGUGCAAACUUGCACAGAAGGUGUGCAAUUGUACACGGUACAAACAAUUUACGUAUAAAUCUAAUUUUAAGUAAUUAAAUUAAGAAGGCCGAUUGGAAUGUCUUCCAUCAUUAACAAAAUUUUACUUUCUUAUUUAUCGUAAUUUAAAUUUUAAUGCAUGUUUAUGCCAUUAUGUAUGUAUCAAGUAUGAAUUAUAGGUAAUUUUGAUUGUACAGAUAAUUUUAUGUACUUACAAUAUAAAUACAAAGGUCUCUAUUAUACCUACCUAUAAUAAUUCUCUAUCACAAUUUUAGUUAUAACUUCAAUGUAAUAUUCAAUAAAUAAGAAAGAUACAUUAAUGUAAUAAAAUUGUUAGGUAAAUAUAACGAAUGUUAUUAUAAAAUAAAUAUAGCACAGAAAUUGGCUAAUUCUUAAUUGAUAAGUAAAUAUACUUAAUUAAAAAUUAGUCGAUUCUAUAACGUUUACAAGAACUGCGCGGGUGUAUAAUAUUCUUAAAAAUGAAAUGUAGUGUUAGGCGACGAGUGGCUAGACAGUGGCGUAUUUUAAUUUUUAAUGUUUAACGUUAGCUUUUGUAAAUAUUCGAGAACCGAAUGAGAAACCGGUUAAUAAAUAAAUGAAUAACACUGCCUCUUGUGUUUGCUCAUACAACAUAAUUCAACCGCCAAUUUUGUUUUACAGAAACAUUAGAUAACUACGAGGAUUUGCUAAAAGGUGCAUCAUUCAGCUCUGAAUGUUAAUCUGUAAAUCUCUCUCCGCGUCGGCGCCUCCCUACUGAGGGCGACCUGUGGCUGCCUCACACUCACGGCUGUUUCUGUUUGCUGUCGCAGUGGAUUGGGGUUUUCUUGGGAUCAAUAACGUGGCGCCCAGAUCCUUCCACAGCAGUCUUUUAUAAGAGUUCUAUCUGUUUGUGGGCACUGGACACCGCCGCGUGUCGGGUUCAUUCACCUCUUAAUAGACCUUUAAAUAGGUACCUGAUAAAUAAGUAUCUUUAAAGUUGUUUUUAAUUGUGACCGAUUAAAUUAAUUAAUUAAAUGACACAAAAAUCAGUGGAAGUUCAGUGACUUUUAUGUACAACAGAAUUGGUGGAUACUUACAAGGUAUUAAUGUAUGAAAAUUAAAUUGAAGUCAGUCAAUUAUUAAUAAUAAUAAUUUAUUAAUCAUUAAUUAAUAAUAUGUUUAUACGAGUUUAAAUGUUAAAGACAAGCCAUAAUAUUAGAAAAUAUUAUUAUUAAGUUACCUUUGCUUACAACAAUUAAAAAAGUAAAUAAAAAUAGUUUUAAUAUGG
Molecule: messenger RNA, 5816 nt
Organism: Bicyclus anynana (squinting bush brown)
Lineage: Eukaryota; Metazoa; Arthropoda; Insecta; Lepidoptera; Nymphalidae
Product: ATP-binding cassette sub-family G member 8
Exons: 18
Coding region: 325-3069 (914 amino acids)
Cellular component (GO): plasma membrane
Molecular function (GO): ATP binding; ATP hydrolysis activity; ABC-type transporter activity
Source: RefSeq, a predicted model, not a curated record